AUGCUAUCAUUCUGUGACUAUUUUUGGUCUGAAGACCUCGUCUCUGGUCUAGAGGUGCUUUUUGAUAGGUUGUACCAUGGUUGUGAACAAUGCGACUUGUUCAUUCAAGUAUUUGCAUCAAGAAUGCAAUUUGAAGUCAGUCACGGAAGGCAGCUCUUUGGCAUAGAAGCAGGUAUGGACAACUUAAAGGUGGUGCAAGAAGACGAGCAUGAAGGUGUAACCGUCUCAAGGGCCUUGAGAGGAAUCUUACAGGAGAUAUCUCAAGAAGGGACGCAUCACUUGACAAUAGCGUCGAACAUAGAAAGUUUGGUGCUACAACCAUUCAGUAAGUGGUGCGUUGAACAUAGAGAAAGGAUCCAGUAUUCCGAGAAGACUUUGCUAGCCAAUGUGAACAAUUUCAGGAAGUCUAAGAAAUAUGUCAGUAAGCUGGAAAAGGAGUAUUUUAAUAAAUGUAGGCAGUUGGAAGAAUUUAAAAGAACUCAUUUCAACGAGGAUGAGCUAGCUAACGCUAUGGAAUCAUUGAAAAUACAAAACAAAUACGAAGAAGAUGUGGCUAGGGAAAAGGAUCAUCAAUUUUUCAAAAGAAUAGCAGGAAUGGAUUUUGAUUACAAAACCAUGAAAGAAACUCUUCAACUACUAUUGACCAAACUGCCCAAAACGGACUACAAACUACCUCUUAUCAGUUAUUCUCUGAGCAACACCAAUAAUGGUGGCGAGAUAACAAAGUUUCUGCUUGACCACAUGUCAUUAAAGGAUACCGACCAAGCUGAAACGUUUGGCCAAGAUUUGUUGGAUUUGGGAUUUUUAAAAUAUUGUAAUGGUGUUGGUAAUACCUUUGUGAACUCCAAAAAAUUCCAAUAUCAAUGGAAGAAUACCGCCUACAUGUUUGCCAUUGUGCCAAUGCCUGGUUCGGAAGACUCUGUUGUUGGUGAAUCUUUAGUAUCUCGGUUUAAUAACUGGGACGGCUCAUCCGCUAGGGAAAUGACUCAGUCGAAGAUCGAUAAUGGCCAAGUAGCUACAAAAAUUCAGGCUCCCCAUAUCUCCGAUAGUGAAAAGACGCUUUUUAGAAUGAUGAACGCGCUUACUACGUCAGACAAGAAAUACUACCAGGAAUGUUUCAAGAUGGAUGCUUUGAGAUGCUCUAUUGAGGAGUUAUUGAUUGAUCACUUGUCGUUUAUGGAAAAAUGUGAGUCUGAUAGAUUGAAUGCAAUCAAGAAAGCAACGUUAGAUUUUUGUUCCACUUUAGGUAAUAAGAUUUCUUCAUUAAAAUUGUGUGUAGAUAAAAUGCUUAAGCUAGAAAACGAAAUCGAUCCCAGUGCGGAUCUUUUGCAACUUUUAGUCAAGUACAAGACGGGUAGUUUCAAACCUCAAGCCAUUGUUUAUAAUAAUUACUACAAUCCUGGCUCAUUUCAAAACUUUGGCGUUGAUUUAGAGACUCGCUGUAGACUAGACAAGAAAAUUGUUCCGUUGAUCAUUUCGUCGAUAUUUUCUUAUAUGGAUAGGACGUAUCCUGAUUUACCUAGUGAUAAAGUAAGGAUAUCGAUUUGGACUGAUUCAGUGAAACUAAGUUCAACACAUCAACUUCGAAAUCUUUUGAACAAACAACAAUUUUACAACGAAGGAGAAGUGUUUGAUAUACUCUCUAAUUCCAAAUUGGAACCAAGUACAAUUGCCAGUGUUGUUAAAAUUUACCUAUUAGAAUUACCGGAUCCACUGAUCCCUAAUGACGUAUCGGAUAUUCUUCGGGUACUUUAUCUCGAUUAUCCACCUUUAGCUGAAGCCCCAUUAGACAAUUCCAUUUCACUCUCAGGGAAUCAACAGGAUGACGAAAGUGAAGAAAGCUUGGAUACUAAGAGAAUAAGAGGCCUUUAUACAACUUUGUCUUCUCUAAGCAAACCACAUAUAGCGACACUAGACGCUAUUACCACACAUUUUUACAGACUGAUUAAAAUUUUAAAAAUGGGCCAAAACGGCAAUGAAGUAGCUGAUGAGUUUACAGUAUCUAUUUCACAAGAAUUUGCCAAUUGUAUUAUCCAAUCAAAGAUAACAGAUGAUAAUGAAAUUGGUUUCAAGAUAUUCUAUGAUCUACUGACACAUAAGAAACAAAUUUUUCACGAGUUAAAAAGACAAAAUUCAAAAAAGUAG
This is a messenger RNA of Saccharomyces mikatae IFO 1815, 2145 nucleotides long. It is a transcript of the gene RGD2, whose product is annotated as GTPase-activating protein RGD2. Gene Ontology annotation, molecular function: GTPase activator activity. Lineage: Eukaryota; Fungi; Ascomycota; Saccharomycetes; Saccharomycetales; Saccharomycetaceae. The transcript has a single exon. Bases 1 to 2145 code for a protein of 714 amino acids. The record is from RefSeq and is a predicted model, not a curated record. Gene Ontology annotation, cellular component: cytoplasm; plasma membrane; division septum. Gene Ontology annotation, biological process: cytoskeleton organization; small GTPase-mediated signal transduction.